Molecule: messenger RNA, 837 nt
Organism: Ichthyophthirius multifiliis
Lineage: Eukaryota; Ciliophora; Oligohymenophorea; Hymenostomatida
Exons: 6
Source: RefSeq, a predicted model, not a curated record
AUGUUAGUUAAAGUUUUAGUUUUAGUUUUAGUUUUAGUUUUAGUUUUAGUUUUAGUUUUAGUUUUAGUUUUAGUUUUAGUUUUAGUUUUAGUUUUAGUUUUAGUUUUAGUUUUAGUUUUAGUUUUAGUUUUAGUUUUAGUUUUAGUUUUAGUUUUAGUUUUAGUUUUAGUUUUAGUUUUAGUUUUAGUUUUAGUUUUAGUUUUAGUUUUAGUUUUAGUUUUAGUUUUAGUUUUAGUUUUAGUUUUAGUUUUAGUUUUAGUUUUAGUUUUAGUUUUAGUUUUAGUUUUAGUUUUAGUUUUAGUUUUAGUUUUAGUUUUAGUUUUAGUUUUAGUUUUAGUUUUAGUUUUAGUUUUAGUUUUAGUUUUAGUUUUAGUUUAAGUUUAAGUUUAAGUUUUAGUUUUAGUCUUUGUCCUAGUCUUAGUCUUAGUCUUAGUCUUAGUAUUAGUCUUAGUCUUAACUUUUUGGAGUAGAUAUAUUUUAAAAUCCUUUAGGAUAUAGUACGCUUUGAUUUUCUUAUCCUUAUAUUGUUAUACUAAUAUUAAUUCAUUCAAGAAGAAUCUUAAGAAGUACAACAUUUAAGAGGAUUAUCUUAUAAUUAAUCAAUGUUAUUUGGAUUUUAAUGUUAUAAUUAUUACUAAUUUUAUUGUAAUGGUAAUUGCUAUUUUAUAAUUAUUAGAAUAUUAUUGUUAUUGCUAUUAUCCUUAUUAAUUAAUUUCAUAAUUUUAAUUUUCCUAUAAUUAAAAGUUAAGCGUUUUCGUUUUAUAUGUUAAAUUUGUCAUUAUUAUGUUAGUUUUAUGUAUUAAUUACAAUACUUAAGGCUAAUUUUAUAAUUAUUGA